AGCUUCGUUUCCCCAUUCUGGUCAUUCUUUUAUACUCAGUAAAGAUCCUCAACGUCUUUGGAAAAUGUCGUCCUUCGACUUACUCAAUAAGUGGCUUCCACCUAUCUGGUCACGUGAUGUCCACCGAGAUUGUCCCCAGUCUUUCUGAGUGUUUGAACACGUGUGUAACUAAGAUCCGCUGCAAAAGUUUGAACUUUUGUUCAAAAGAGAAGUCAUGUAUUUUAAAUGACGCAAGAAGACAUGCCCACCCAGAAGAUUAUGGAACAAAAGCAGGAUGUAUCUACAUGGAUGUGUUUGAAUCACCCAAGAACCCAGCAAAAGCUUUUUUUCAGUUGAAGUCUUGUGCAGCAAUACAGCAAGAAUGGCCUCAGGCGGACAGUGGAUAUUAUUGGAUAACGAUUGGGAGCAGAGAAGUUCAGGUUUAUUGUGAUAUGACGAGCUAUGGUGGCGGUUGGACUUUGGUAGUGACCAUUAGCUCCAAGAGCAACGAUCACCUUCAAGGUGCUGAAGUACACUGUUUUAAACCCACAUUGUGUGUUCCCUUUGUCGAAGAGAACAGCGACAUCGUGGCGCGAAAAUUAGCAGACGAAGAUAUACACGAAAUGUUGCAUUUUGAAGGAACUUUUAGAGUUGAUGUUUUGGAAAAGACAGAAACUUACGCCGUUUUUUACCAAAUACCAAAUGGCCCAGAAAAGUUUAAUUCAACAUGUGGCUAUGGAACGUGUCCACGCAUAAUCAUUUCUCAUUCUUAUCCUUACCAAUGGGAGACAAACAAUUGUACAAAUAUUGACAAGGGCUACCGCAUUUACCGCGGCUGCCACAGAGUCUUCGACGGACAUGACGAUGGGGAGUGUGGUCAUAAGCAUUGGUGGAAGUCAUCAAAAUACCCUGGAAGACGAGCCUUGUAUGGUUAUCCACAGUGCCACGUCGAAAAUAAUCAUGGAAUCUACCUCAACAACUCAGGGAUGUUGUUUGUAAAAUAACCCUGCUUCAGAGGAAUAUGACCCUCAAAGACGAGCAUUUUAUGGUUAUCCACUGUGCUACGGCAAUAGCCAUGGAAUCUCCCUACACAAGUGCCGGAUGUUGUUUGUAAAGUAAUCCUAUCUGGGAGAGAUUUGGAGGAAUAUGUUUUGUUUUGAUUUUGUUUUAUCGUUACUAAUGUCCUGUGAUGACGCACGCCUACGCCUAAAAACGAAAGAUAAUUUUUUUGCUUUUUAUCUAAAUGUAGUAUUACUUUAAAACAAAAUUUUCUUAAGCUAUCUCAGAUCACGAGUUUAGAAAAUAAAAUAAUUAGACUUUUACGGUCCCUGCUAUCGUAUAAAACCUGCACCCUAGUCAAUUGAUUAUCUUAUAGGUAUGUAAAUCUUGAAGGAUAAUUUGGGGGUCCGUUUCCUAUUUAGGCGUUGUUAGAUACCCAUAUGAUUCCUAUAAGAUCGUGACAAUUAUAUUUAGUAUACUUGCUAGAUUCGGGUUUCCGAAAAUUGUUCAUUUUCUUACUUUGAGGAAAGGUUUUGCUCAAAUCAAAGAAAGAAAAAAAAACGAUAGGUCACUGUCCUCGUUUGGGAGAAAUUAUGAUUUAAAUCUUAAGCGAUCUACGGCCAUAGAGAAAAAGUCACCUCUUAUUGUGUGCGCGCGCUAGUUUGCUUUGAAACAGUUAUGCAUAGUAAGGAUGCAUAAUGCAGUAAGGUCAACUUCAUGUAACAAGAAAUCAACUGAAAUGAGAGCGCAAGUAAAAAACUUAAGCGCUACGACACAUAACUGUCUGUAAAUACAGCAAAAGUAGUAAUGAGACAAAAUAAA
This is a messenger RNA of Pocillopora verrucosa, 1800 nucleotides long. The record is from RefSeq and is a predicted model, not a curated record. NCBI's taxonomy places the organism in Eukaryota, Metazoa, Cnidaria, Anthozoa, Scleractinia, Pocilloporidae.